AUGGCACCAAAAAAAAUAACCAAAAAAAUUAAUACGAAAAUAUAUUCAAUAACAAAAGCCGAAUUUCUUUCAGGACAAAAUAUAGAAAAUAUGACACAUUUAUCAAGUAAUACACCAGAAAUAUAUUCCACGAAUGAUAAAGUUUUAAAUACAAAUGAAAUAUUUAAAUAUCCGAAAGCAAAUGAAGAUUUCAACUGGAAACAAUCAUUUAAUAUGUCACCAGUACUGACCGUGUUCCCGGAAUCAUGUUCCGAUAAUGAUGACAAUAACACGACAACUACCAACUCGUAUCCCGUGACACCGACUACAUUAGCGGCAUCACCGGUAUCAUUUACACUCGUUCAACAUUAUGAAGACGUAAAUAAUUUUAAGCACGAAAAUCAUGAAAAUAGUCGACCUAUAACACCACCACUUGAAAAAGAACAAGCAACGAAAACUAGCAAUCCAAGCAAAAGGCGCAGUAAAAGAACACGAGAAGAAUACCUCGCGAAAUUUAAAUUACCAAUUAAUGGAAUUGCAACUAGGACACGAAAUCGAACGCAAAAUACUGCUGCGGAUCGUACGGACCUAGCCGAGCAAACACGGAGGAAGCCGAUGAACACUACGACAGGAGUAGUGAAAAGUAAGAAUCCUAAUUAUCCGAUUCCAAUAUCUAAAGAAGAAGUAAGAAAAAAAUGGAGUACGGAUAAUCAAAAAAUAUUCCUUGCAACAUAUUUAUGCAAUGGAAAAGAUUUUGCUGGUAUUGCACAAAAAACCGGAAAAAAAUCUACCGAAGUGGUAGAAUAUUAUUAUAUGUUUAAACAUAACAAGGAUUUUAGAGCAGCUAAAGAAAUGAUGAGAGAAAAUCAAGCAUAUGAAGAAUACCUUGGAUCAAUCGAAGCGGAAAUGAAAGCUAUGGAAAAAAUGGCUCAAUCUUAUGCACCAAAAUUUUCUGGUAAGAAGAAAGGUGUACCCGGACGACCGAAAAGAUCAAACGGAAAAUCAAAAUCCAAAAAAUAA
Molecule: messenger RNA, 999 nt
Organism: Racocetra fulgida
Lineage: Eukaryota; Fungi; Glomeromycota; Glomeromycetes; Diversisporales; Gigasporaceae
Source: the annotation of a GenBank genome assembly